This is a messenger RNA of Hippocampus comes (tiger tail seahorse), 1632 nucleotides long. RefSeq names its product TRAF family member-associated NFKB activator (gene tank). The record is from RefSeq and is a predicted model, not a curated record. The transcript has 9 exons. Gene Ontology annotation, biological process: negative regulation of canonical NF-kappaB signal transduction. Lineage: Eukaryota; Metazoa; Chordata; Actinopteri; Syngnathiformes; Syngnathidae. The coding region runs from base 230 to 1384 and encodes 384 amino acids.
GGGAUUCCCCGAGGGAAGUUCCCAACUCCGCUAAGUAGGCUAUGUAAAAACACACACUUCGCCAUCUCUUCAGCCCCACUUCCUAACUCUGUGCGCGCGCGCGUGUCGCUUAUGUGCGUGCGUCUGCGUGUGUGAAGAAGAUCAUGUUGUCCACACAUUAAAUUUCGCCUUUAAUCCCCAAUGAAGGUCCCAUGUCUGCUCUGUCAGUGAUGAUUGCGGCGCACACGGCAUGGAGAGGAACAUUGGAGACCAGCUCAACAAAGCUUUCGAGGCUUAUCGCCAGGUCUCAAUUGAAAAGGACCAUGCCCAAAAGGAGCUGCAGCAAAUGACUGAAUAUUAUCAGCAAUACACUCAAGAACUGCAAAGGCAGAUCGAAGACCAGCAGCAGCUGAUUGGCCAACUGAAAGCUCAGCUGUCUGCAACAAGGCAACCAUCAGGGGAGACCAAAUGCGAGUCGUGCAACCAUCUCGUGGACGGGGCCACCGCACAUGGGAAAACACAGCAUCAGGAGACUCUCAGCACCGUUGCCCCGCUAAAGACUGUCACUAACUGUGUUGACUAUCAGGACAUGCUGGAUGCACUGGAAGCCAUUCAUGGAACUUUCCGGCAGAUUCGCUCUCUGUCCCGACGGCAAAAAGAUCACCUGAAGAGAUUCCGCGGUGGGAUGGAAACUGCAACUGAUCAGCAGUUCUCCAUGCCCAUCCAGUGCACAGACCGCGCGGCAGAACCCGAAGCACCCUUCUUCCUGGCGUCGAGGUCGACGCCGCACAUCCCGCUGGUGCCCACCUUGCUGGCGUCGCGCGGCGCCAGCCCCGACGACAGGGACUUUAUAGACUCGCUCUCCAAGUUCAGCGUGAAAUUCCCGCCUCCCGUGGACAGCGAAUACGACUUCCUGAACAGCGCUCCGGAGAGGCACGUUGCUCUGACCGUGCCCGUGAAGCGGCCCCUCAGCGGCAUCCCCGCGGCGACCAGCAACGAGGAGCGGGAGGGGGAGCAGGAGGGGGAGGAGGAGGAGGAGGAGCCCUCGGAACUGUCCGUGGCUUUUGUCAUCCCGACGUUCGCCUCCCACACGACGUCCUCCUCGCUCUCCCAGGAGGACGUUCGGGGCCCCCAGCAGGUGAGAAGCAGGUCUGAGAAAAGUAGUAGCAAAUUAUCGGUUUCCGCUUGCUCUUCGCUAAUGGAAGAGCGCGAGUGUGUGAAAAGUCCAAAGUGUGAGCCAGAUACGCACGAGGGUCGCGUUUUGACCCUCUUCGCGGCAGAGAUGGCGACGGCUCAGCGCAGCGUCCCGGAUAAAUGUGCCUUCUGCCACGCCGUGGUUCCUCAGGAGCAAAUGAACAGCCACCUCUACUCACAUUUCUCGCCUUCGGAUGAAACGCAUCGCUGACUUUGCUCGCAAACCAGCCCAGAGACUUCAUGUAAGCGUGGCCCGAGCGCCGCCCGCCGCAAUGUACGUUCACUGUACGGGACACCGCAAUGAGACUUGAAUCCAUCUUAUUUAAUAUUGAAGAAUUGAAUGGUACAGUCCCCCGCCCCCCAUAUAUUUGUUUUUUUUCUAAUAGGCCUCCAGCUGAGACUUAAUGAUGAUGCAUAAUGAGGAAAUAAAGCCUGCGAUGAAUCUUUUCUUGUAAGGUG